Alternaria atra is the source of this 1119-nucleotide messenger RNA. RefSeq lists its product as uncharacterized. The transcript is spliced from 2 exons. Bases 1 to 1119 code for a protein of 372 amino acids. The record is from RefSeq and is a predicted model, not a curated record. Gene Ontology annotation, molecular function: 3-beta-hydroxy-Delta5-steroid dehydrogenase (NAD+) activity. NCBI's taxonomy places the organism in Eukaryota, Fungi, Ascomycota, Dothideomycetes, Pleosporales, Pleosporaceae. Gene Ontology annotation, biological process: steroid biosynthetic process.
AUGCCGAACAACUCAGACACAAUCCAAUCGCUUGGAAAGGUACUUGUAGUCGGCGGUUGCGGUUUUCUUGGGAGCCACAUCGUCAGCUUCAUUGUCCAGCGUCACCCCCAGACACAAGUCGCAGUCCUCGAUCUGCGAACCAACUCGAACCGCAACGCCAGUCCGACCGUAUCAUACCACGAUGGCGACAUCACAGAUGCUGCCGCUAUGAAGGCGCUGUUCACUCAGGUCAAGCCCGACGCGGUCAUCCACACAGCAUCUCCACACUUCGAUCUGAAGCCGGAGAUCCACGAGAAGGUCAAUGUUGGUGGAACCAAGGUCCUACUGCAAGCCGCGCAAGAAUCUGGAGUCAAGGCAUUCGUGUAUACAAGCUCAGCGAGUGUUAUCCUCGACCAUGAAACCGAGCUCAUCAAUGCGGACGAGAGGUGGCCGCUUGUUACUGGCGACGCCCAGCCUGAGUACUACACAACCACAAAGGCAUAUGCAGAGACGGCCGUCCUCCAAGCCAACCGCAACCCCGAAAACUUCCUGACUGCCGCCAUCCGCCCCGCUGGCAUCUUCGGCGAAGGCGACGUACAAUUGCUCCCCAAGAUGGUCAACGCAUACCGCAAGGGCCAAACCAAGUUCCAGGUCGGCGAAAACACAAACAUGUUCGACUUCACCUACGUCGAGAACGUCGCAUACGGCCACGUCCUCGCCACUCUCGCACUGCUCCACACGCACAAACGGCUACCCAGCAUUCCUCUCGACACCGAGCGCGUCGACGGCGAAGCUUUCUUCAUCACCAACGGCCAGCCCGUAUACUUUUGGGACUUCGCGCGUGCCGUAUGGCACGAGGCGGGCGACCGUUUACCCUUGAGCAGCGUGUGGCAUCUUAGUGCCGACUUUGCGUGGACGGUUGGCGCGAUACUGGAGAAUGUUUUCUGGCUCAUGGGGAAAAAGCCGAAUUUGACUAGGGCGCAGGUCAAAUAUAGCAGCAUGUCGAAAUAUCACAGUAUCAAUAAGGCGAGACAGCGGUUGGGAUAUGAGCCGCUUGUUACUCUGGAUGAGGGCAUCAAGAGGGGUGUAGGGUACAUUCUGGAGCAGGAGAAGAAGGCUGGUGAGAAGAAGGGACAGUAG